Molecule: messenger RNA, 3347 nt
Organism: Pocillopora meandrina
Lineage: Eukaryota; Metazoa; Cnidaria; Anthozoa; Scleractinia; Pocilloporidae
Source: the annotation of a GenBank genome assembly
AGGGAAAGCAAUUGACUGGAGGAUAAAAAGUCAGCAAAAUGACUAUAAAUGAUUGCUACGUCUCACAAAUAUCCGAAAAAUUACUGUCCGUUAGAAUUAGCAACAAAUAAAAGUAAGUUGAAUGCAAGGAAUGAGGCGUUUAAAAGACGAUUGUAAGAGAACAGAAGAAUUCAUAUUAAUAUUUUUCUAGCAAAGCUGAAUUAAGAGAAACAAUCAGUUUUCAUAGGCAGUACAUUGUUUCAUUUUAUGUUCGUUUUGCUACUUGCAGUGAAAGAAGACCAAUGAAUCUUUAUUUUAUGCAAGAAAUUUGUUGAUAAAAUUCCUGGAGCAAAAUAAUUGUCUCUUUUUUUACCUUGUUAUUGGUGGAAAUUUAACAUUAUCGAAUUUUCUUGCAUCUCUGAAUGAAAUAAAUUUGCCAUCGGAUGAAUAUGAUCGUUAUCACUAUGGGUAUCAAUUUAUUCCGAGAAACAAGAGUUUUGUAUACCUGAGAACUUGUAUAUUUCCUGUUUCUAGCUUCUUGCAAAACAAAAAGUGAAGACAAACCACUCUGGGUAUGUGCCAUUGAAACCUUAAACAGCAAUUUUUUUUCCUGGUUUGGUUGAGACCUCAAUUCAACAUUUUAUGGCUGUCAAUUUCACACUAAUCGAUAUGGUCUUGAAAUGAGUUAUGCUGUGGAAAAAUCUGUCACUAACUAGGUCUCACCAGGCACACAUUACCUUUUCGUCAAAAGAUAAUGCCAAUACUCCUGCCACUUUUCCCUUAUGCCGACAUUUCUUAGGGUAAUUAAACAAAUUGUCUUCUAUAAAUCCCCUUUGCGUAAUGCAAAACAAUGCUUGAAGAUCAGGGGUUAAUUCUCUUGCACAAUCUGGAGUAUCUAAGGCGUUUGUUGACGACAUAACCACAUCAUCAAGGUCGACAGCCAACAACUUGGCUCAUUUUUUCGUUAAUCGCUGUCUCGCUGGGAUAUAAAUCUUUCAUUCAACCGGCCAUGUUUAAUUUGGAGAUAGAGUUGACGGUGUGGAAGGGGACGAAGAAAAACUUUUCCAUUGACCGCCCUACCCCCUUGCGUCUGAGUAGUUGCCUGAUGAUGAAACCACAAUAUCAAGGUUGGCCUGGGUCUCGUUUCUUUUAGUCGCUGUCUUUCUGUUUCUCAAAGCUGUGAUAUUCAUUGCCCCUCCCCUCCCCUCUCCUUCUUUUUGACUUCUCUUGGUAAAAAUCUCUCUCUCUCUCUCUCUCUCUCUCUCCCCAGCUUUUCGCUGCUAUAAAAAUCGAAGAUGGCAGCUAAAAUUUUCACCAACAUAAAUGUGAGCACUCGCCGCCAAAAUACGCCUGCUUCACAGGCUUUGCUGUGUGAAUGGAUAUAUAAAGCGCCUUUCGCAUAUGAAUGUUAAUCUUUGAAUAUAUCUCAUUGUAACCAAAUAUCUUCAGGCGCUGAGGAAAUGAGUCAUGUGACAAAAAUUUUAAAGCAUUUUUGUUGACAUUGAGUCAAACGAUACUCGAUCUUGUGGAAUUCACAUGAAAUGAAUUUGAUCUCCCUCACAGACUUUGAACCUUUGGACAGCAACCAAAUACGUUAUCAGUAGCACAUCGACUUGUUCCUCCUGUCGAUAUCUGUGAACAAAAAAUAAUAUCGCUUUGUUUUAAAUAUGGCUGAGCAUUGUGGCUGGGAGAUGAUCAGCGCUAAAGAGCUUCAGGAUUACGUGGAGCAAAAUGGAGUUUCCAGAGUUGCCGAAUACGUAUCGAGCAGACUCGACGAUUGGAAAAACGUCGUAAUACAAUUUGCAGUAUGUGGUGUUUCAGGUGCUGGAAAAUCUACUUUUAUUAACCGCAUACGAGGGUAAGUACACCGAUGCAUUACGACUGAGGACGUGCUGAGCACAACAGUAAAAAACAAGUCACUUUUAUUAAAUAUAAAAGAGCUUGUUAUAUAGUAUAUAUUUUUACAGGUCCCGUAAGUACUUUUAUGCAACAAUCAGAGAGCCUCGACCUAUCCUGCUGCUGCCAUAGCUGUUCAUUUUAUUGCGAUUCAGUUAUUUUAUUUUAAUGUUCAUAAUGAAGAACCUUCUGAAUAACCAAAGAUUUUGACCUUCUGUCCCCCCCACUCAGUCAAUACGUACAUAACAUUUGAUGAUAACUUUCCUGUCGAAAUAAAUAUGUCGUUUUUAUCGAUGUUUUAUUAUUAUGAUAUUAAAACUAGGAGAGAAAAAAGCCUUCUUGUAGGCCAGGACUUGAUCAGGAGUAAAACACAAACUGCGGUGCCUGACCAAGCUGUAGGCCUUGGGAACCAGGGAAAUGUCUAACAGUAUUUCAACUGUAGUUCCUUCGCUGUUUAUGAUAGAGUGGAAGACAUUGAUACUGAUGCAGCAGAAGUCGAUGUUACUGAGUGCACUAAAGAGCUGAAAUGCUACGAUCAUCCCAGCAACCCCAAUAUUAAGUUUUGGGACUUACCAGGGAUAUCAAAUCCUAUCUACCAUGGUGAUCUGGAGGAAUACUGCAAAAAUGUGCCCUUGGAUGAGUACGAUACCUAUCUGAUCUUUGCCAAAGAUCGACUCACCGCUGACGACUUGAAACUUGCAGAGAGGAUUCGAUCAACUGGUAAGAAGUUUUUCUUCAUUCGGGCAAGAAUUGACCAAGAUGUUGAAAAUGCGAGGAGAAGCAGAAAACAUUUAUUUGAUAAAGAUGCCACCCUGAAUAAGAUACGAAAGAACAUUUCGCAAAAUUUGAUUGAAAGAGGCCUGCUCAAAGAUGAAAAAGAAUUUUUUUUAAUAAGCAACUACCAUACUGCCGAGUAUCAAUUUGGUGAGCUGGGCAGAGCAAUUUUAGCUAUUUUGCCGCAACGACAACGUGAGAGUCUCAUUCUGACCUUUGAUAAUGCCUUAAUUUUGUCAAAGGAUACCCUAAAGGAGAAAGUUGAAGUUCUUAGAAAGCGCAUCAAGUAUGUUGCUACCGCGUCUGCUUUCGCUGCAACUGUUCCAAUUCCCGGGGUAUCUAUUGGGACUGAUAUCGCGUUGAUAAAAAGAGAAAUCGACUUUUACAUAAGCCAGCUUGGUCUCCCAGAAGAAGGGUCACAUAGAUUUUCAUCGCUGGGUUUAAAAACCCAAACUCAAAUAAAGGCAUUGAGUACAGCGCUGGGCAGUACCAUGCAAAUUGGCGGGCUUCUUGCAGCCUACGCUACUGAGAGUGUCGUCGAGGAAUUCUCUCGCUAUAUUCCGUUUAUUGGCACAGCUAUAGCCAGUUCCUUGUCGUACGGUGCAACAUACUACUUUCUAUCGAAAUGGUUAGGACAAAUGGAAGAAAUCGCACUUAAAGCGUUGGAAGAAACAUUGUAUGACCUUCAAUCCCAUUAA